Molecule: messenger RNA, 2750 nt
Organism: Marmota monax (woodchuck)
Lineage: Eukaryota; Metazoa; Chordata; Mammalia; Rodentia; Sciuridae
Product: rap guanine nucleotide exchange factor 6
Exons: 19
Coding region: 220-2718 (832 amino acids)
Biological process (GO): signal transduction; positive regulation of ERK1 and ERK2 cascade
Molecular function (GO): protein binding
Source: RefSeq, a predicted model, not a curated record
UGCGUACUUGCCUCCCCUUGCCCCCGCGCGGGCUUCUUUCUGGCCAGUCGCGCGUGGGCUGAGGCCCUGGGCGGGCACUGCGAAGGUUUGUUUGCUUGAGCUCGGACCCUACGACGGUGCGGAGUUCCCUCCCUGUAGGGAGGGCGCACCCCUACGUGAGGUGAAUGGGCUGUCCUGUGGGCUGCUAGGGGUGGGGUGAGGAGCAUCUGGGCUGCUGCCAUGAACUCACCGGUGGACCCCUGCGCUAGGCAAGCGCUGAAGAAGAAGCCGCCCGAACGGACCCCCGAGGACUUAAAUACUAUUUAUUCUUAUCUUCAUGGAAUGGAAAUAUUGUCAAAUCUCAGGGAGCAUCAGCUUAGAUUAAUGUCUGCAAGAGCACGCUAUGAAAAGUACAGUGGCAACCAGAUUCUUUUUUGCUCAGAAACUAUUGCCAGAUGUUGGUAUAUCCUGCUUUCUGGAUCUGUACUUGUCAAAGACUCCAUGGUUUUGCCUCCUUGCAGUUUUGGUAAGCAGUUUGGAGGAAAAAGAGGAUGUGAUUGUCUUGUAUUAGAGCCUUCAGAAAUGAUUGUGGUAGAGAAUUCUAAAGAUAAUGAAGAUAGUUUUCUACAAAGAGAAAUUCCUGCCAGACAGUCUCGACGAAGGUUUCGGAAAAUAAACUACAGAGGAGAACGCCAAACCAUAACUGAUGAUGUGGAUGUUAACAGUUAUCUUUCUCUUCCAGCUGAUCUUACCAAGAUGCACCUCACAGACAACCCUCAUCCACAGGUGACUCAUGUGUCUUCUAGUCAGUCUGGUUGUAGCAUUGCCAGUGAUUCUGGGAGCAGCAGUUUAUCUGAUAUCUAUCAGGCUACAGAGAGUGAAGUAGGAGAUGUAGAUUUAACACGUCUUCCAGAAGGACCUGUUGAUUCUGAGGAUGAAGAAGAAGAAGAGGAAGAGAUUGAUCGAACAGAUCCAUUGCAGGGGCGAGAUCUUGUUCGAGAAUGUCUUGAAAAAGAACCUGCAGACAAAACUGAUGAUGACAUUGAACAAUUACUUGAAUUUAUGCACCAGCUUCCUGCUUUUGCAAACAUGACCAUGUCUGUAAGGAGAGAGCUCUGCUCAGUGAUGAUUUUUGAAGUGGUGGAUCAGGCUGGAGCUAUUAUUCUUGAGGAUGGGCAAGAGCUUGAUUCAUGGUAUGUUAUUUUAAAUGGCACUGUAGAAAUUAAUCAUCCAGAUGGAAAAGUUGAAAAUCUCUUUAUGGGAAAUAGUUUUGGAAUUACUCCCACUCUUGAUAAGCAGUACAUGCGUGGUAUUGUCAGAACUAAAGUAGAUGAUUGUCAGUUUGUCUGCAUAGCCCAGCAGGAUUAUUGGAGAAUUUUAAAUCAUGUGGAAAAAAAUACCCAUAAAGUUGAAGAAGAAGGAGAAAUUGUUAUGGUGCAUGAGCACCGCGAAUUAGACCGGAGCGGAACCAGGAAAGGACACAUCGUAAUCAAGGCAACACCUGAGCGUCUCAUUAUGCAUUUAAUAGAAGAACAUUCCAUUGUGGACCCAACUUAUAUAGAAGAUUUCUUAUUGACUUAUAGGACAUUUCUUAAAAGUCCUUUGGAUGUUGGAAUCAAGCUUUUGGAAUGGUUUAAGAUUGACAGCUUAAGGGAUAAGGUGACACGGAUUGUAUUAUUAUGGGUAAAUAAUCAUUUUAAUGAUUUUGAAGGUGAUUCUGCUAUGACUCAGUUUCUGGAAGAAUUUGAAAAAAAUCUGGAAGAUACAAAAAUGAAUGGUCAUCUUAGGUUAUUGAAUAUCGCCUGUGCUGCAAAGGCUAAGUGGAGACAGGUUGUGCUACAAAAGGCUUCUCGAGAGUCACCUUUGAAUUUCAGCCUUAAUGGAGGAAGUGAGAAGGGAUUUGGUAUUUUUGUUGAAGGAGUAGAACCUGGUAGCAAAGCUGCUGAUGCAGGACUGAAACGUGGUGAUCAGAUAAUGGAAGUAAAUGGACAGAAUUUUGAGAAUAUUACAUUUGCAAAGGCCCUUGAAAUUUUGAGGAAUAAUACUCAUCUUGCACUAACUGUGAAGACCAAUAUUUUUGUAUUCAAAGAGUUGCUUAGUAGGAUUGAACAAGAGAAAUAUGGUGUUCCUCAUAUUCCAAAAAUUGCUGAAAAAAAAAGUAAUCGGCAUUCAAUUCAAGAUGUCCCAGGAGAUAUUGAACAGACAUCACAGGAGAAAGGAAAUAAGAAAGUUAAAGCAAAUACUGUUUCAGGUGGAAGAAACAAAAUCAGGAAAAUUCUGGAUAAAACAAGAUUUAGUAUCUUGCCUCCAAAGCUAUUUAGUGAUGGAGGCCUGAGCCAAUCACAAGAUGACAGCAUUGUGGGAACAAGGCAUUGUAGACACAGCCUAGCUAUAAUGCCUAUUCCUGGAACACUCUCAUCCAGUAGCCCUGAUCUCCUGCAGCCUACUACCAGCAUAUUGGACUUUUCUAAUCCUUCAGCUGUUGGUUUUUACUAUAUUCCUGAUCAAGUUAUAAGAGUUUUCAAAGCAGAUCAACAAAGUUGCUACAUUAUCAUCAGUAAAGACACUACAGCUAAAGAAGUAGUUUGUCAUGCUGUUCAUGAAUUUGGUUUGACUGGUGCAUCCGACACAUAUUCUCUUUGUGAAGUUUCUGUUACUCCAGAGGGUGUCAUAAAGCAGAGAAGACUUCCUGACCAGUUCUCCAAAUUAGCUGAUAGAAUUCAACUCAAUGGAAGGUGAAUAAGCUUCUUAGUGAAUGUGAUUAUUUUCGG